Micropterus dolomieu (smallmouth bass) is the source of this 2390-nucleotide messenger RNA. Its product is annotated as CXADR-like membrane protein. NCBI's taxonomy places the organism in Eukaryota, Metazoa, Chordata, Actinopteri, Centrarchiformes, Centrarchidae. The record is from RefSeq and is a predicted model, not a curated record. The transcript is spliced from 7 exons. The coding region runs from base 1 to 1305 and encodes 434 amino acids. Gene Ontology annotation, cellular component: cell surface; cytoplasmic microtubule; membrane.
AUGCAACUAGAACUGCAAGCAGUUGUAAACGGGGUCCAAGCCUCCCGACACCAGCCGCGGCCCUUGCCCAGCAGAGGCUGGGCGAGCCCAGCCCGCCCACGGAGGAUGAGGGAGCGGGCCCAUCAUGUCAACAUCCUAUUUCUGCUGUGUGUGCUGACAACAUGUGCUCAGACAGAGAUGAAGAGAGUUGUUGGAGACAAUGCUACUCUGCCCUGCCACCAUCAGUUCUGGGUGGGUGAUGACCCUACUCUUGACAUUGAGUGGCUGCUUCUCAAGCCAACCAACAGACAGAGAGUGGUGAUCACCUACUUUGCUGGACAGGUUUUUGAUCCAAAUGAAGCAGAACAUGGCCGUGUAGCCUUCGCUGGAGAGUACUUAAAAGGCGAUGCCUCUCUGCUGAUCAGUGACUUGUCUCUGACGGACUCUGGAGAGUACAGCUGCAAAGUCAAGACUGGUGCACAAUAUCACUGGAGCACCAUAAGCCUCAUAGUACUGGCGAAGCCGUCCAAGCCACGGUGCUGGAUGGAGGGCAAACUGUUGGAGGGCGGUGAUGUUAAGAUGAGCUGCAAGUCUGCUGUUGGCUCUGAUCCCAUCCACUACAAAUGGGAGAGGGUACUGGACAAGGGCAAAUAUGUUGGCAAGUUGCCUCUAAUGGCCCUAAUAGAUUUGAAAAAUCCAGAGAUUGUGAUGUUGAGGAACUUGACCAAGGACAGCACCGGAGUCUACAAAUGCACAGCCAGCAACGAUGUGGGAGAAGAAAGUUGCACCGUGCAGGUCAAGAUGCAAUAUGUUAGGGGGAUAGGUGUGGUAGCGGGAGCAGUGGUUGGUGUGUCCUGUGGAGUCCUCCUCAUCAUUCUCAUCAUCUGGUUGGUGUUCCGAAAAAAAGCGAUGAAGAAAUAUGAAGAAGAGGAGACCCCAAAUGAAAUCAGGGAGGAUGCAGAAGCUCCCAAAGCUAAACUGGUCAAGCCCAACUCCCUCUCCUCAUCCCACUCUGGCAGCUCUCGCUCAGGCACCUCCUCCACCCAGUCCAUGGUGCACAACAUGGGGCUCCAAGGCCAAGGAACCUGUGUUCCUACUGUGGCACCUCUCAAGAAAAACUGCCAAGCCUCUACCUUCUCUCAAUCUCCACCUAGCUACAAUCAGACAGUUCCCAAGACUCCUGGACCACAUUCUACACCCACCUCCACAUCUACCUCCAAUUCCCAGCCCAGCCCUCCACCUAAACUUAGUUCUGGGAACCUGAGCUGCUUGGAGGCCACUUCUGUUGUGAUCCCUACCCAAAUGAAGGCCUUCCAGACUGUGUAGAAGAUAUGUAAUCACACAGGGGACAAGAUCAAUGUCCCUUAGGACAUGGCAACCACCUAAAUCCAAGAGUUAGAGUCUGAUAAAGAUCCAGUUAUAUUAUUCAGAUAAAUUCCCACCAAUCGCAAUCUGAUGGAUACUUUCAGCAACUUAACUCUUGGAGAAUCUCUGCUUCACACUAACAAUAUAGGAUCAAGCUUCCUAUGGUGUUGUUUGAUGACAGUAGGGUUUUAUGGUCUAUUAUUUUGAAAGACAAGGAGGUGUUGAAACUGAAGCAGCAGUUGGUUGCUAAUGGAAGAAGAAGAUUGCAUAAACCACGAGGGUGACACAAUGAGGGGAAAUCGAAAGUGUACAGAAAGUGUAAAGACUUACAGUGGAUAAAAUGAGGACAUUAAAUCACAACUUCAUUCUUUUUGCAGAAGACAACAGACUGCUCAUUGAUACAUCUGAAAAGGUUAGAUUAGUUCAUAAGAGAACAAGAAAAAGAGACAAACGUCUUUGACAGUAGUUUUUAACAAUCUUGAACGCCUUCCUACAUACAGUAAACCACUUUACACCUGUUGCAAAUUAAUUAAUAAAAAAUUAAUUCCCUGCACCUAUGACUGAACUGAUAAAAUUCAAUUUUUAUAAUAUAUAAAUAGGAUGAAUGGCUCUGACACUUCAUAUAUCCAUCAAUACCUGUGUCACACACCGUAACAUGGACAUUGGACAUGGAAGGAAAAUAGCGUACAUGUGCAAAUGUGGAGAUAACUUCCCAUUUUCAGUAGUUUCAGAGUAGAUUCAUACAGGAUACAUCAUGUUCAUACUAUUCAUACCUGAAAUGUCAAUUUACAGGAUAAUGAAGUACUGAUAUUUUAAAAUUUUGUUUCAGGGUUAAACAGAUGCCCUAUUAAGAAAGUGGUGGUGAUUGUGAUGGUUUUCAUUUUAUUUAUUUAUAUUAGCCUGUUUUGUGUGUAGUAUACCUUCUUUUUUAAUCCAAGAAUGAAAAACUCUACGACUGUUAAUGCUAAAUUAAAUUGUGUUAUGUACAGUGUUGUCAAACUUGAAGUCAAACUCUCCCAUAUUAAAAUAUUUCUUUUGAAUUUAAA